Messenger RNA from Saccharomycopsis crataegensis, 2481 nucleotides. Its product is annotated as ABC transporter ATP-binding protein. The transcript has a single exon. The record is from RefSeq and is a predicted model, not a curated record. Gene Ontology annotation, biological process: oligopeptide export from mitochondrion. Bases 1 to 2481 code for a protein of 826 amino acids. Gene Ontology annotation, cellular component: mitochondrial inner membrane. Gene Ontology annotation, molecular function: ATP binding; ABC-type oligopeptide transporter activity; ATP hydrolysis activity. Lineage: Eukaryota; Fungi; Ascomycota; Saccharomycetes; Ascoideales; Saccharomycopsidaceae.
AUGCUGCUGGUAUUAUUUACAAAAUUUGGAGGUGUGAGUUAUCGGUCCUCGAAAUCUCUUUUCCAAUGUAUAGUGCCAAGAUUGGGCCAAAUCACCAAAGAUCAGCUGCCACGGUACUUUCAUAACUCAUCGAAAUUGUAUACCAGACUUUCUUUGUUAAAAAUAGCAAAAGGACUGCAUAUAGGUAUCGCAUCACAGGCUGGGGUUAUUUCCAAAUCGCCCAUUGGUGGGAUUUAUUCAAGAAGAACUCUUUCCAUAAAAGAGGAAAACAAUGAUAAAGAUAGUAAAAUUGCUACUAACAAAGAGCACUCACGGGACUUGGAAUACAUGAGCAACUCUGCGAAUUUCAAAUUAAGCGAAAGGAAAGAUGAUUCUCAAUCUGGAUAUCCUGACGUUGAUUCUUUAAAAAAAUUGUUCCGUUUGGCAAUCCCGGAAACCAAAUUGCUAUUAAUUGCUUUUUUCUGUUUAUUGAUUUCUUCCACAAUCAGUAUGCUUUUGCCUAUGAUUAUCGGGAAGUUGUUAGAUACUAAUAAUGCAAAAAAUGAUACUGAUGCUGCCUUCACUGAUUCCACUGGUAGUGAGGAGAACGACGGAUGGUUAAAGAACUUUAUGUCAUCAUUUCAGAGCAAAGGAAACUUGGUCGAUAAAGAUGUUGAGAAUAUCAGAAUUUUUGGAUUACCGUUGAAUGUCUUUUUUGUCACUUUGGGUACUGUUUUCCUUAUUGGAGCGCUUGCAAAUGGUACAAGAAUUGUUCUAUUGAAAACUAUUGGUGAACGUGUGAUUGCCAGAUUAAGAGUUCGUAUCUUGAAAAAGUCAUUGGAACAAGAUGCUGUUUUCCUUGAUUACAACAAAGUCGGUGAUUUAAUUUCCAGGUUGACAAAUGAUUCCUUUAUUAUUACCAGAUCUGUCACCCAAAAUUUGUCUGAUGGUAUUAGAGCUGUAAUCAGUGGUGUAGUUGGCUUAUCCAUGAUGUGUCUUGUUUCCCUCAAGUUGACUGGAUACUUGAUGUUAUUGGGUCCACCAUUGGCUAUUGGAGCAGCAGUAUAUGGUAAAAAAGUUCGUAAUAUCUCUAGAAAGUUACAAGAAGAAGUCGGGUCUUUGACUAAGGUCGCUGAAGAAAGUUUGUCUUCAACAAAGACCAUUCAAAGUUUCAAUGGAGAAGUCACCGAAAUCCAUAACUUCUCUAAACAAGUCAGGAGGGUUUUUGAUGUUGGGUUCUUGGAUGCGAAAUAUACCGGUUUAUUUUUCGGUACUACUGGUUUUAUCGGAAAUUGUGCAUUGCUUUUGUUACUUAGUGUGGGUACAUCUAUGGUCAGAAAUGGAGAAAUCACUGUUGGUGAUUUGACUUCAUUCAUGAUGUAUGCUGUAUAUACUGGUUCAUCUAUGUUUGGGGUCUCCAAUUUUUACUCCGAAUUGAUGAAGGGCUUGGGUGCCGCUUCUCGUGUGUUUGAACUUAAUGAUAGAAAACCAUUAAUUCAUUCCACUACUGGUAGGAAAAUAGAUUCUCUGAAAUUAAGGGCUGAGAUUUCUUUCGAUAAUAUCAAAUUCUUCUACCCUACUAGGCCAAAUUCAGUUAUCUUCAACGAAUUGGAUUUUACAAUCAAAUCAGGGGAACAUGUAUGUAUUGUUGGGCCAAGCGGAUCGGGUAAAUCAACAAUUAUGCAUUUGUUAUUGAGAUUUUAUGAUCCAGCUACCGGUGCAGUGAAACUUGAUGGGGUUGAUAUCAGAGAAUACAAUUUGAAAAAUUUUAGAAGAAUUAUUGGUGUCGUGCAACAAGAACCUUUAUUGUUCAGUGGCACCAUUGAGGAGAAUAUCAAGUAUGGAUACCUAAAUGCCACCAAAGAAGAAGUCGACAGAGUAGUAGAACUAUCCAAUUGUAACAAAUUCUUGUCCAGUUUUCCUAAUGGGUUACAGACUGUCAUUGGUCCAAAAGGUGCACAGCUAUCUGGGGGUCAAAAGCAAAGGAUUGCUUUAGCUAGAGCUUUAAUUUUGAGGCCAAAAAUUUUAAUUUUGGACGAAGCCACCAGUGCUUUAGACUCUGAAUCUGAAAAUGCAAUUACCAAAACCAUCAAUAAAAGAAACAUUGAAGGGUUAACUACCAUUUCCAUUGCUCAUAGAAUUUCAACUAUCAAGUCUGCAACAAGAAUUAUUGUUUUGAAGAAUAAGAAAAUGGUAGAAACUGGCACCUUUAAUGAAUUAUUCAAUGAUGAGAAUUCAUUUUUGUACGAGCUAUUGAGUGCCCAGGGAGCUAGUCCAGUACAGGACGCGGCUAAUGGAACUGGUCAAUCACCGCGCGAGACGGAAGAUAAUGAACAUGAAACACCACGCCAAAGUGCCAUCAUCCAUGAUGAUAGAGAAAUUGAAGCCGAACUUUUGGAGAAAGAAUUGGUUGAUUUAAAGAAAGAACUUGCUAGAUUGAGAUCCACUGCUAACAAGAGUAUUGAAAAUAUCGAGGAAUCUCUUGAAAAUUUGAAGCGUUGA